AUGAGUAACUUAAAAAGUACAUUUAAAAGUGCCGGUACAAACCAGGGGUGCCCAAUAAAAGGAGGCACGCUACGCGGUUUUCCGCAUGAGUCACCGGUGCUUUCCCUCGUCUUACAGACCUACCUAGAAUUGAGCGUGCGGAGUGCGCGUACGGCUGAAGGGGUUGCGCUGGGCGAGUUCUCGGCGGCGCACAACACUCACAUUCAAAUAUUAGUCUAA
Messenger RNA from Leptosia nina, 219 nucleotides. NCBI's taxonomy places the organism in Eukaryota, Metazoa, Arthropoda, Insecta, Lepidoptera, Pieridae. The record is from the annotation of a GenBank genome assembly.